Molecule: messenger RNA, 6496 nt
Organism: Conger conger (European conger)
Lineage: Eukaryota; Metazoa; Chordata; Actinopteri; Anguilliformes; Congridae
Gene: slit3
Product: slit homolog 3 (Drosophila)
Exons: 36
Coding region: 582-5153 (1523 amino acids)
Biological process (GO): axon guidance; negative chemotaxis
Molecular function (GO): Roundabout binding; calcium ion binding; heparin binding
Source: RefSeq, a predicted model, not a curated record
UCGGAUGUUCUCAAUGGUUAUCAAUGAGAAUGGAGCCGUGGGACACUUAAUAGCUGGAUUUCAUUUUAGAAUUUAACUCUUGCCGUCUUGCAUAUUCAAUUGCAUUUCAUUUUCAUUAUUUUUUGUGGAUGAGUGGUACCUUUGAAAAAACUUUAGUCACAAGUUUUAGAAUUAAAUAGUGAAAAGAAGUUUGCGCGUUGUUGAGGGUGAUGGGUGCCUGUCACUAGAGCUAAUUUUAAAAUACUUAUUUCUGCAUCCCUAAGUUACUUAGUUACAUGUCACCUUUUUAAUCCGUUUUUUUUUAUCCCGGCUUCUGUCUCAAUGGUGCUGAAACAGCAGAACGCGAGUUGGACUUUAAAUGAUAGCAACCUUCCCUCAGAAUUCUGUAAAAAGUUACCCAAGUGUGAGAAGUAAAUUUUAUUUCUUUAUAAACUGAAAUUAUAACACCUUUUGCCUUUGAGUCACAUCCAAGGCACUUUUUCGGCACUACCGACUGCGGCUGGAUUUUCUUUUAAAAACUCGUUUCGAAAGCGUUUCUGGUCUUGUAGUUGCAAAGGCUGCCUGCAGCCACCACGGAUAUCAUGCUGUCGACUGCGCGAGGGAGGUGGACGGCGAGCCACUGCUGGAUCUUGGCUCUGAUGUACGGAUUGCUCUGCUUGGUGGCCGUGAACGGAUGCCCUCAUAAAUGCAGUUGCUCCGGAUCUCAUGUGGAUUGCCAGGGUCAAGGUUUCAGGACUGUGCCGAAGGGAAUCCCAAGGAAUGCGGAGAGAUUGGACCUGAACAGGAAUAACAUCUCUCGGAUCACCAAAGUGGACUUCUCUGCCAUCAAGAACCUGCGAGUUCUGCAUCUGGAGGACAAUCAGAUCAGCGUCAUCGAGAGAGGGGCAUUCCAGGACCUCAAACAGCUGGAGAGACUCCGUCUGAACCGGAAUAAGCUGCAGGUCCUCCCGGAGCUCCUGUUCCAGUCCACACCCAAGCUCGGUCGCCUGGACCUGAGCGAGAACCAGAUCCAGGCAAUACCUCGGAAGGCCUUCCGUGGAAUCACAACUGUCAAAAACCUGCAACUGGACAGCAACCACAUCAGCUGCAUCGAAGAUGGAGCCUUCCGAGCUCUCCGCGAUCUGGAGAUACUCACGCUCAACAACAACAACAUCAGCCUCAUCCCUCUCUCCAGCUUCAACCACAUGCCCAAGCUGCGGACGCUGCGUCUGCACUCCAACAACCUGCACUGCGACUGCCACCUGUCCUGGCUCUCUGACUGGCUGCGGCAGAGGCGGGGCCUGGCCCCCUUCACUCAGUGCAUGGCCCCCGCCAACAUGAGGGGCCUGAACGUUCCUGACGUCCAGAAGAAGGACUUCAUCUGCACAGGUCCUGCUCAGACAGAGCCUCGUACCUGCGUGCCCCAGGCCUCGGUGUGUCCGGCGACCUGCACCUGCAACAACAACAUCAUCGACUGCAGGAGGAAGGGCCUCACCGAGAUUCCCGCCAACCUGCCGGAGGGCAUCGUGGAAAUUCGACUGGAGCAGAACCUGAUCAAGAGCAUCCCUGCUGGGGCCUUCUCUCCAUACAAGAAGCUGAAGAGAAUAGACCUGAGCAAGAAUCAGAUUUCUGACAUCGCAGCCGACGCCUUCAGCGGCCUGAGAUCCCUCACCUCUCUGGUCCUGUAUGGCAAUAAGAUCGCUGAGAUUCCCAAGGGGCUGUUCGACGGGCUGGUGUCCCUGCAGCUGCUGCUGCUGAACGCCAACAAAAUCAACUGCCUGAGAGUGAACACCUUCCAGGACCUGCAGAACCUCAACCUGCUCUCUCUGUACGACAACAAGCUGCAGACCAUCAGCAAGGGCCUGUUCGCCCCCCUGCGUGCCAUCAAAACCCUACACCUGGCCCAAAACCCCUUCAUGUGUGACUGCCAUCUGAAGUGGCUGGCCGACUACCUGUUCGACAACCCCAUCGAGACCAGCGGAGCCCGCUGCAGCCACCCCCGCCGGCUGGCCAACAAGCGCAUCAGCCAGGUCAAGGGGAAGAAGUUCCGCUGCACAGGCACGGAGGACUACCGCAGCCGUCUGAGCGGCGAGUGCUUCCAGGACCUGGUGUGCCCCGAGCGCUGUCGCUGUGAGGGGACCGUGGUGGACUGCUCCAACCUCAAACUGAACCGCAUCCCUGCUCACCUGCCUGAGCACACCACCGACCUGCGCCUGAACGACAAUGAAAUCUCCAUCUUAGAGGCCACAGGGACCUUUAAGAAGCUUCCGAACCUGCGUAAGAUUAACCUGAGCAACAACAAGCUGCGGGACAUCCGGGAGGGGGCGUUCGACGGGGCCGGGGCCGUUCAGGAAGUGCUUUUGACUGGGAACAAGCUGCAGGCCCUGCAGGGCCGCAUGUUCAAGGGCCUGACGGGCCUCAAGACAUUGAUGCUGAGGAGUAACCAGAUCAGCUGUGUGGAUAACAGCACUUUCACUGGCCUGAGCUCUGUGCGCCUGCUUUCCCUCUACGACAACCGAAUCUCCACCAUCGCCCCGGGGGCCUUCACCACGCUGCACUCACUGUCCACCAUAAACCUGCUGUCCAACCCGUACGUGUGUGACUGCCACCUGGCCUGGCUGGGCCUGUGGCUGAAGAAGACGCGGGUGGUGAGUGGAAACCCGCGCUGUCAGAAGCCCGCCUUCCUCAAGGAGAUCCCCAUUCAGGACGUGGCCGUGCCUGACUUCACCUGCGACGGUACGGAGGAGAACAGCUGCCUGCCCGUCCCACGCUGCCCGGAGUCCUGCACGUGCUCAGACACUGUGGUGCGCUGCAGUAACCGCGCUCUGCGCACGCUGCCCAAGGGCAUCCCCAAGGACACCACGGAGCUAUACCUGGAAGGGAACCAGCUGUCGUCCGUGCCGAAGGAGCUGUCCGGCCUCAAGCAGCUCUCGCUUGUGGACCUGAGCAACAAUAGCAUCAGCUUCCUGGCCCCGCUCACCUUCAACAACAUGACUCAGCUUUCCACUCUCAUCCUGAGCUACAACCAGAUCCGCUGUAUUCCUGUGCACGCCUUCGAUGGGCUCAAGUCCCUGCGCCUGCUAACUCUCCAUGGAAACGACCUUUCAACUAUACCGGAGGGAGCCUUCAACCAUCUGACGUCUCUGUCCCAUUUGGCCCUGGGUGCUAACCCCCUGUACUGUAACUGUGACCUGCGCUGGCUCUCCCAGUGGGUGAAGGCGGGGUUCAAAGAGCCAGGCAUCGCCCGCUGCACCGGUCCCCCCGACAUGGCCGACCGCCUGCUGCUCACCACCCCUCUCAACCGCUUCCAGUGCAAGGGUCCUCCGGACUUGAGUCUGAUGUCCAAGUGCGUCCCAUGCCUCGCCACGCCCUGUCAGAACAACGGAACGUGCGUUAGCGAUGCCGGAGGAGCCUACCAUUGCACCUGCCCUUUCGGUUACAAGGGGCGGAAUUGUGAGCUCGCCAUCAACGCUUGCAUUAGCCUGCCCUGUGUCAAUGGUGGAACCUGUCAUUUGCAGCCCGGUCAAGAGGACCAGUUCAGCUGCGUCUGCCCGCCAGGGUUCGAGGGCCAGCGUUGCGAGAUCAACCCAGACGACUGCGAGGACAACGACUGCGAAAACAACUCCACCUGCGUGGACGGCAUCGACAACUACACCUGCCUCUGUCCCCCUAACUACACCGGGGAUCUGUGUGACGAGGUGAUCGAUAACUGCGCACAGGGCUUUGACCCCUGCCAGCACGACGCAAAGUGCGUCCCACUCGACAAAGGCUACAGGUGCGAGUGUUUGCCAGGCUACGUGGGACAGCACUGUGAGCAGGACUACGACGACUGCCUGGAGAACAAGUGUCAGCACGGAGCGCAGUGCGUGGACGCCGUCAACGGCUACACCUGCGUCUGCAAGGAGGGCUUCAGCGGUCUCUUCUGUGAGAGCCCUCCUCCCAUGAUCCUCCUGCAGACCAGCCCAUGUGACCACACGGACUGCCAGAACGGCUCACAGUGCCUGGUAGUGGCGGGAGAGCCUGUGUGCCGGUGCCUUCCGGCCUUUUUCGGGGGCAAGUGUCAGAAGACCCUCACCGUCAACUUCCUGGGUAGGGAGGCGUACGUGGUCCUUCCGGGAGCCAAGGCCCGCCCCACCGCCCACAUCUCCCUCCAGGUGGCCACAGACAAGGACAAUGGAGUUUUGCUGUAUAAGGACGACAACGAUCCAAUAGUGCUGGAGCUGUACCAGGGACACAUCCGUCUGAUCUACGACAUCGCCAACUACCCCACCACUUUCUAUAGUGUGGAGACUGUAAACGAUGGCCUCUUCCACACAGUGGAGCUCCUCAUCCAGAAUCACACGCUAAGCCUGGUGGUGGACAAGGGUGCCCCCCGGAGUUUGGGCAAGCUCCCGCGACAGCCCUCCAUGGACCAGAGCACGCAGGUUUACAUCGGAGGCGUGCCCUCUACGGUCGGGAUAUCAGGACUUCGACAGGGAGCGGAGCGCAGCUCUCUGGCAUUUAACGGGUGUAUCCACAAUGUGAAGAUCAACGGGGAGCUGCAGGACCUGGGUGUGGCCACCGGGGGUGCGGACGAGGUAUUGCCCGGCUGCCACUCCUGCAGCGUGUGUGCGCAGGGGGCCUGCCGACAGCGGGGCGACACGGGGGUGACCUGCGAGUGCCCGUCUGGACGCAGCGGCCCACUCUGCGACCAGAAGAACCCUCCCAGCCCCUGCCAGGCCAGCAGGUGUGUCCACGGGCUGUGUGUUCCCAAAGGCUCGGGGUACAGCUGCCAGUGCGCAGACGGUUUCUCUGGGCAGUACUGCGACAGGCGUGAGGAGCCUCCAGCCUGCAGGGGGCAGCAUUGCGGGCACGGGGAGUGCUGGGUGACAGAGAGCGGGGCGCCCGCCUGCCGGUGCCAGCCCGGCUACUCCGGCCCCACCUGCGACACAGAGCCGACCUGCCAGGGGGAGCUGGUGCGAGAGCAGCUGAAACGGCACCAGGGCCAUAAGACCUGCACCUCCACCAGCAAGGUCCCUCGGGUGGAGUGCUCCCGGGCCUGCGAGGGGGGGCUGUGCUGCGCCCCCGUCAAGACCCGCAGGCGGAAAGUGGUCUUCAAGUGCACCGACGGGUCAUCGUUCUCCGAGGAGCUGGAGAUGUCGGUGGAGUGUGGCUGCACAAAGUGCCCUUUGUAAAAUCCCCCAACCCCCACCACUGUGGAACAUGAAAAGGGACCUACCAAGGAAGAAGAGAGAUAUAUUGUAAAAUAAAACAAAUAGAACUUAUUUUUAUUAUGGGAUUUUGUUUUUAAAGAAAGACUCUUUUAACUGUGUUUUUUAUAUGUCGGCUAGACUUGCCAUACAAGUUAUUUUGUACCGUAAACAAAUAAACCAACAAGACAGAUUAACAUUUCUGAAAUUAUAUGAAUUUAUAUAUGUGUAUAAAUCUACGUAAAUGUAUAACCUAAUCUGAGGAUUCUUUUGCUGUUUAUUGCAUGUCUUUGUGAGUUUUGUGAGUAUGGAGCUGGAACGCUCUCCUUGGAGGGUAUGUGUUGUACCCUCCCAGUCCCAUAGGGGGAGGUAGAGACCAGACCCGCUACACAGGAAGAAGAGGAUGCCAGUCUUUCUCAUUUUCAUUUUUGGGAGCUAGCUAAAGAAAAGAACUGGGGCUCUGCAAUGGACUUAUACAGCCUCACUUACCCACCACCCCCCGAACUCUUGGGUUUAAAAGUUUUUCUGGAGCCGGGAGACAGGGAAUUUGAUAUUUUUCGGGGUGUGUUACAAAUCUUUUUCCCGUCGGAGAAGAGAGGAGAGCGAGUGGUUGUCGGGGCGGUGUUGACGUCCGCGGUUUCCUGUGUCACCCGCUGACUUCCCGCCGCUAUGCUUCAGGACUUCUCCGUCUCUCGCAUGAUCGCAUGGAAACGGCUCAACGGCAGAAUGUGAAAUUCAUAAACUGUUAAUAGUGCGGACUGAGGGAGGCCAGCGCACCUGUUCUUGCUAACAGAGGCGGCUGUCGCCAGUGCGUCUUCUGGUGCGAUGGCGCUGGUGAAAACGAGUUCUCCGGACAUUUAUUUUUGAUGGGUAGGACUGUGCAUCGUCACCUGAGAAACCAGUGUUGAAUACCACCAUAACUGUCCCUCACUACUUAAAACUAUUAAACAAACAUCUAUGAAGCCCAUAACUACUGUAUUGUUUACUAUAUAAAUAUCACAUUUUGAUAUAUUUUAAACAAGUUCAGCCACAAAAGGUUAUUUAGGUAGUGUGAAUGUGCUGGCAGUGUGGGCCGCAUUAUCGCACACUGUAGGCACCUAAAGGAGGCCAUCUCAUCUCUGACAGUCUGGGGACCAGUGUACAAUUUAUAUGAGCUUACCAAGGCUUGUGAGAUGCAUCAUAUUUAAACCUACAGUAUAAGAGUAAUGCCUAUAAUGGUGGCACUAAUACAAGUUGCAUCUUUUAGACAUAGAUAUUUUCCGGUAAAAUAUGAAUUUGUGACAGAUUAAUACUUAUGUUGAAUGUUGAAUUAAAAUCCAAUGAAACAA